CUCCACUGAAGAAACUAGUAUAACUGAGAAUUCUAACCAAAUUAAUAUUCCGAACAAACAGGUUAAAAAAAGAAAACUGAGAUCUAAAUUGGUUCGAAUUUCUGAUUCAUCUAAUAGUGGAGCUAGUGCUAAGACACAUAUUAUCAGCGGGGCCGAUACACCCAAUACCCUGACAAAAAAAGUGGAAAGAAAAGAUGACCUAUAUGCUUUGAUUGAGCAGGAUAGCAAAGAAACAGAAGAAUAUGAACGUUCAUCUCUACGAAUUCGUAAUUUUUUAUUGAGUUCUAUUAAUUUAACCUUGGAUUUAAGUACCUCAUAUAGC
Messenger RNA from Acaulospora colombiana, 322 nucleotides. Lineage: Eukaryota; Fungi; Glomeromycota; Glomeromycetes; Diversisporales; Acaulosporaceae. The record is from the annotation of a GenBank genome assembly.